This is a messenger RNA of Oncorhynchus gorbuscha (pink salmon), 861 nucleotides long. RefSeq names its product F-box only protein 36-like. NCBI's taxonomy places the organism in Eukaryota, Metazoa, Chordata, Actinopteri, Salmoniformes, Salmonidae. The record is from RefSeq and is a predicted model, not a curated record. The transcript has 4 exons. The coding region runs from base 1 to 570 and encodes 189 amino acids. Gene Ontology annotation, molecular function: protein binding.
AUGUCUUCUCUUCUCUCAGAGUGUUUGUAUGAGAUCAGGCAACAGGCUGCACCUCCCUGUAAGGAUUACCACCAACUCACAGUCACCCAGACACAGGUGGUUUUCAAGGUGUGGAGAGUGUCCUGUCCUCUACGACACGAGAAACCACAACCUGCAGAAAGCAAGAAAUCACACACAGACUUCCUACAGGAUAGCCACGCACAAGGUCACAUAGGGCGAGUGUUUGGUCCACACACUCUGGACUAUGUGGUGAACCUGUGCUGGCAUCGCUAUGACUACCUGGUCCGGCUCCCUGAUUGGCUGCUCCUGAACAUCCUGUCCUUCCUGGAGUGGGCGGAUAUUAAGAAUAUCUCCCAGACCUGCAAGAGGCUCCAACAGCUAUGCUGCAGUGAGGGGUUUUGGGCGCAGGGGACAGCUGGGGCCAGGUACGGGCAGAGUGAGGUCACUAUGGAGGGUGUGAGCCCUACUCUACAGCGCCGUCUGGUGGUGUUUCACAGAAGACAGGUGCUCUCCCGUCUGGCCCAGCAGCAGCAGCAGCACAGCAAGAGGAACAGUGUCUGGCACCUAUGAAGGAGUUAGCCUGGUCACGCAGCGCUCUCGUUUCGUUUUACUUCAACAGAAUGUCAGCUAUCGCACGAUCAGGCAGAUUUCACCAGAAUACAUGUGCGAGGGACAGAGGAGCAAAGUCUGUCUGUCUGUCUGUCUGUCGUGUGUGUCUCUCAAACACUUUCAAGAUAUUUUAUUAAUCUAUUAUCAUUACAUUUCAAUCAUCUUAUCAUCUAUUAUCAUCUAUCAUUUCAAUCAUCUAUUACAUUUCCAUGACCUGGAAAAUAGUUAUGUUAGGCACAUAUGGCAGAGUUA